Rana temporaria (common frog) is the source of this 1359-nucleotide messenger RNA. RefSeq names its product CREB3 regulatory factor-like. The transcript has a single exon. Bases 105 to 1316 code for a protein of 403 amino acids. Gene Ontology annotation, molecular function: RNA polymerase II transcription regulatory region sequence-specific DNA binding; DNA-binding transcription factor activity, RNA polymerase II-specific. The record is from RefSeq and is a predicted model, not a curated record. Gene Ontology annotation, biological process: regulation of transcription by RNA polymerase II; response to unfolded protein. Gene Ontology annotation, cellular component: nucleus. Lineage: Eukaryota; Metazoa; Chordata; Amphibia; Anura; Ranidae.
CGUCUUCGACUGCCUGUCUGUAUAAAUUCAGUGUGUGGUGAACCCAUCCAGGGGGUCACACACCUCACUGGGAGCAGUGGGACACAUAUUGUGAGGAUCUGACCAUGGACACAAAGCUAACUAGUUUGGAAAUAUGGGGAACAAAAGAGGUGGCAUCGGGAAGGGUGGCUGCUCCGGUUUGUUCAUCUAAGACUGCCCCCGUCAUCGAAGUGCCAUCCCCUGACUGCUCCCAAAAAGCUGCCAAGACAGCAGCAAGUACCCAAAUGGUAGCAAAGACUAAUAUUCCUUGUGAUGAAAAAAAUAAUAUCCAUGGAGAGUGCAAGGACUAUGUAAAAAAGGCUAAGGUUAAGAUCAGCUCAGCACUUCCAAGCCGACCAACAAGCACAGUGGUUGCCAUAGAUGCAGCCAAGGAAAAUACUUGUUUUUGUGGUGCUGUAGCCAAAAAGCAGGAAAGGACAAUUGAAGAGCCCUCCAUAGCCCGAAGAAGCUGUGCCAUUUUGCCUUUCAUAGAGACUCAAAAGCUUUUCUGUCCUCCGCAGAAUGUGGCCACAAUUGGGGUUGUGGAAGCUACUGUUACUGUUUCAGCUUCUGUGUCUGAUCCCUCACAAAAGAAAGAGGAGCACAACUAUUCACUUUUUAUCUCAGAGGUGCUUACCGAAUCGGCCAUCAAGACAGAUGGCCAGCAGGAAGAAGAGGAGGAGGAAGAAGAAGAAGACAAUGAAGAUGACAAACAUGAUAUCAGUGAUACCUUCUCAGAGCCAGGUUAUGAAAAUGAUUCUGUUGAAGAUUUGAAAGGAAUAACUGCCGUGUCAUCAAGGAAAAGAGGAAAGCAAAGGUAUUUCUGGGAAUAUAGUGAGCAAUUAAUGCCUUCUCAACAGGAAGGGAUGCUGAGACCAUCUGAAUGGGACAGAGACACGCUUCCCAGUAAUAUGUACCAGAAGAAUGGUCUGCAUCACGGCAAGUACACUGUGAAGAAAUCUCGCAGGACAGAUGUGGAAGACCUGACUCCAAAUCCAAGAAAACUUCUGCAGAUUGGUGGUGAACUGCGUAAACUGAAUAAAGUAAUCAGUGACCUAACACCCGUAUCGGAGCUUCCUGUCACUGCCAGGCCGCGAUCUCGUAAGGAGAAAAACAAGCUGGCUUCCAGAGCUUGCCGUCAAAAAAAGACAGCCCAGUAUGAAGCCAAUAAAGUGAAGCUGUGGGGCCUGAAUACUGAAUAUGAUAAUUUGCUGUUUGUGAUCAAUUUAAUAAAACAAGAGUUAAUGACACGAAUACAAAUCCCAUGGGUGAAAUGGGCUUUGGAUUCUCUCCGGUAAUACCUCGUGGGUAGACAGUUUGAACUGGUGACGGAUCAUGCCC